AGAAGAAGCCUGCUGCGCACGUGCUGACGUCCAUCUUGACGUCGUUCCACAGUUCCUGUGGUUCUCGUAGCAAAGCAGGAGGUGGGAUGGUGUUGUUGUGUAGCUAAAGUUGCUGGUUUGAUGGCGGGUUGUGGUGCUUUAGGGCAACGUGUGAAUGUCUGUGGUGAAAAGGUGUUGGGUUGAGCCCCAGAGAGAGAUUAGCAACGAGCAGAAAGUGCUGCUGAAGAAAGAUUGACGGAGUUGAAAGAAGUCUUGGUGGAGCCGGAGGAAGAGAUGGAGGAUGAGCGCAGACUGCUGGAUUUCAGCCGGAUCCCCCUGAUAAUCUUACAGCGAAUAGAUCCUGAAAAAAUUCUCUGUAAAGAUGAUGGAGUUCAAACUGAGCUCAGCAACCAGGAGGGAAACUCCACUUUAGAUGAGAAGGAACCAGAACCUGGGCAGACAAAAGAGGUGAAAAAGGAACAAGAACAACAACAGUUUGUAGAACAAGAGAGGCAACUCUACACCUGUCUGGCUGAAAAGCAACUUGUGCUGAAACGGGAGACUGAUAACAUUUUAACGAUUUCUUCUAACGUGCAAAGAGUCCACAGUGAAGAAGAACAAAGAAGGAACAAACUCAUCUCUCAGGGCCCCUCAGAAGUUAAGAACCAAGAUCAGGAAGGAAACAAUGAGCAAACAGGAAAAAGGAGAGAAGAGCAGAAGCACAAUGAGAAACAUCCAAAAGACACUGCUGACAUUUUAAAACCAAAACCUGACCAAAAUUUAUAUUCUUGUAAAAUUGGUAGUAAAAACCUUUCUCAAAAAAGUCACGUUAAUAAGAUGACAACAGACAAGCCUAAGAAGCCUUUCUCAUGUGAGAACUGUGGAAAAAGUUUUGGUGAUAGAAGCUAUUUAAGAUCUCACAUGAGAACUCAUACAGGUGAGAAGGCUUUCACAUGUGAGACAUGCGGAAAAAGUUUUUCAGGGAAACAGUGUUGGGAAAAGCACAUGAAAAUUCACACAGGUGAGAAGCCUUUCUCUUGUGUGAAUUGUGGAAAAGGGUUUAGAGAUAAAAGCUAUUUAAAAAUUCACACGAUGACUCACACAGGUGAGAAGCCUUUCACGUGUGUCACAUGUGGAAAAGACUUUAGACAUAAAGGCAACUUAAAAAUUCACACAAUGACUCACACAGGUGAGAAGCCUUUCACUUGUUUGAGUUGUGGAAAAGGGUUUAGAGAUAAAAGCCAUUUAAAAAUUCACAUGAGAAUACACACAGGUGAGAAGCCUUUUACAUGUGUUACAUGUGGAAAAGGAUUUAGACAUAAAGGCAACUUAAAAAUUCACAUGCAAAUUCACACAGGUGAGAAGCUUUUCACGUGUGUGAGUUGUGGAAAAGGAUGUAUAAACAAAAGCUAUUUAAAAAUUCACAUGAGAAUACACACAGGUGAGAAGCCUUUCAUGUGUGUUACAUGUGGAAAAGGCUUUAUACGUGAAGGCCUCUUAAAAAAUCACAUGCUAAUUCACACAGGUGAGAAGCCUUUCUCAUGUAUGAGUUGUGGAAAAAGUUUUGGUGAUAGAAGCUAUUUAAGAUCUCACAUGAGAACUCAUACAGGUGAGAAGGCUUUCACAUGUGAGACAUGCGGAAAAAGUUUUUCAGGGAAACAGUGUUGGGAAAAGCACAUGACAAUUCACACAGGUGAGAAGCCAUUCUCUUGUGUGAAUUGUGGAAAAGGGUUUAGAGAUAAAAGCUAUUUAAAAAUUCACACGAUGACUCACACAGGUGAGAAGCCUUUCACGUGUGUCACAUGUGGAAAAAGUUUUUCAAGGAAACAGUGUUGGGAAAAGCACAUGACAAUUCACACAGGUGAGAAGCCUUUCACCUGUGUGAAUUGUGGAAAAGGGUUUAGAGAUAAAAGCUAUUUAAAAAUUCACACGAUGACUCACACAGGUGAGAAGCCUUUCACGUGUGUCACAUGUGGAAAAGACUUUAGACAUAAAGGCAACUUAAAAAUUCACAUGCAAAUUCACACAGGUGAGAAGCCUUUCACGUGUGUGAGUUGUGGAAAAGGGUUUAGAAAUAAAAAGAAUUUAAAAAUGCACACAUUAACUCACACAGUUGAGAAGCCUUUCACAUGUGUCAGUUGUGGAAAAGGGUUUAGAGAUGAAAGCCAUUUAAAAAUUCACAUGAUGACUCACACAGGUGAGAAGCCUUUCACUUGUGUGAGUUGUGGAAAAGGGUUUAGAGAUGAAAGCCAUUUAAAAAUUCACAUGAUGACUCACACAGGUGAGAAGCCUUUCACUUGUUUGAGUUGUGGAAAAGGGUUUAGAGAUAAAAGCUAUUUAAAAAUUCACAUGAGAAUACACACAGGUGAGAAGCCUUUCACAUGUGUUACAUGUGGAAAAGGAUUUAGACAUAAAGGCAACUUAAAAAUUCACAUGCAAAUUCACACAGGUGAGAAGCUUUUCACGUGUGUGAGUUGUGGAAAAGGAUGUAUAAACAAAAGCUAUUUAAAAAUUCACAUGAGAAUACACACAGGUGAGAAGCCUUUCGUGUGUGUUACAUGUGGAAAAGGGUUUAUACGUGAAGGCCUCUUAAAAAAUCACAUGCUAAUUCACACAGGUGAGAAGCCUUUCUCAUGUAUGAGUUGUGGAAAAGGGUUUAGAAGCGAAAGCUAUUUAAAAAUUCACAUGAGAACUCACACAGGUUAGAAGUCUUUCACAUGUGUUACAUGUGGAAAAGGCUUUAGACAUAAAGACUACUUAAAUAUUCACAUGAGAAUUCACACGGGUUAGAAGCCUUUCAUGUGUGUGAGUUGUGGAAAAGGGUGUAGAGAAAAUAGAUUUAAAAAUUCAAAUGAAAACACAGGUGAGAAGCCUUUAUCAUAAAUGACCUGUGGAAAGGGUUUUAAAACAAAACAUUCAACUCUCGUCUCAUAAGGAUACACACAGAGGAUAUUCCGGUGAUAAAGAUUUUACAAAAAAAGUUACUUGGCAUGUCACAUGAGAACUCACACAGGUGAUAAAAGGUAUUCUUCUAGAUGUGUUGUUGAAACAAAUGUAUGAAACGCUUUUUGUUCCAGUGGCAAUGUGACUGGCAAUGUGUCAUUAGGAAUUGUUGUCUUAAUGCCAAAGAGAGCUCAACAGAUUUUACUUUCACACGUGGAGCAGUCAGCUUCGCCAUAGUGC
Fundulus heteroclitus (mummichog) is the source of this 3162-nucleotide messenger RNA. Its product is annotated as oocyte zinc finger protein XlCOF6-like. The transcript is spliced from 2 exons. Lineage: Eukaryota; Metazoa; Chordata; Actinopteri; Cyprinodontiformes; Fundulidae. Gene Ontology annotation, biological process: regulation of transcription by RNA polymerase II. Bases 274 to 2685 code for a protein of 803 amino acids. Gene Ontology annotation, molecular function: DNA-binding transcription factor activity; RNA polymerase II cis-regulatory region sequence-specific DNA binding. The record is from RefSeq and is a predicted model, not a curated record.